Paraglomus occultum is the source of this 1263-nucleotide messenger RNA. NCBI's taxonomy places the organism in Eukaryota, Fungi, Glomeromycota, Glomeromycetes, Paraglomerales, Paraglomeraceae. The record is from the annotation of a GenBank genome assembly.
AUGCGCAAGAAGGCCAAAUUUGGUUGGGAAGCUGUAGAUUUCUUGGAACGAUGCUUUGCAAAGGAUAGCGAGAACAACAGAUUGUCAGCUGAGAAACUUCUUGAGGUUUGCAUUCAACACUAUUUACCACUGGGGAUUUCUUCAUAUGCACUAUCCGAUGGCACACCGUUGGUUGUGUUUUCUGGGCAAGUACCGACUUUGGCAAUCGGAACCGACGCCUUUCAAGAGGCGGAUGUUGUUGGCAUUAGUCGUGCUUGCACAAAGUGGAAUGUAAUGGUAAAAGAUGUGGCCGAGUUACCACGUCGUAUAACCGAAGCAUUUGAAAUCGCUACGACCGGUCGACCUGGUCCGGUACUCGUUGACCUACCAAAGGAUAUCACAGCCGGUAUUCUUAAGAAACCGGUACCACGAAAAUAUACGAUUCCGUCUCGUGCGUUUAGUAAUAUUUUAUCUUCAGAUAAUGGCGAUGUCACGCUUGACCCGAAUAUUAUUCAGGCGGCUGAGAUAAUAAACAAAGCUAAACGACCCGUUAUAUAUGCCGGGCAAGGUGUUUUGUCAAGUGAAAGUCCGAUACUACUGCGAGAGCUGGCCAAACUUGGUAACAUACCCGUUACGACUACUUUGCAAGGUCUUGGAGCUUUCGAUGAGUUGGAUAAUUGUAGUUUGUAUAUGCUUGGUAUGCAUGGAUCUGCUUAUGCCAACCUUGCGAUGCAAAAUGCUGAUGCUAUAAUUGCAUUGGGAGCAAGAUUUGACGAUCGUGUUACUGGUCAUUUGGCUCAUUUUGCACCGGCAGCUAAGCAAGCAGCAAAAGAGGGCCGAGGUGGUAUUGUCCAUUUCGAGAUUAGCCUAAAAAAUAUAAAUAAAGUUGUACAAGCAACGGCAGCCGUCGCGGGAGAUGUAACCGAAAAUCUUGCAAAGUUUCUUAGAAGAACUUUGUGCGUGGCAUCGGUACGGGAUAACAAAAAACUGAUCACAAGAGAAAGCGGAACAAAAAUACCAGCGACAUACAAAAGCGGACGAUUCAAAGAAUGGCAAAAACAGGACAAAAUUUCGAUACCGGCUACAGAUCCGUUAUCCAUUAACUAUAAAAAGAAGAAGAAAAACGUUGCAGAAGAUGGAUACUGGGAAUACAUUGGGAAAGUGACGGUCGAUAAGUUUAAGACAGAGUUGAAAACUAUUGAUCAGAUAAGCAAAGAAAGGAGGAUGAAAGCAAAGCGAAAAGCUAAAAAUGCAAGGCUACCACGAAAAUUGCGGAAGAAAUAA